GGCGAGAGGCAGGCUGGGAAGCGGCGCCAUAUUGGCGUCGGCCGCGCUGUAUUGUCAUAAAUAGAGCCGGUUUUGUGGUGUUUUCACUACUCGGUUGGAUGCCUCAGCCAUAGUAAGUGGGAAAGUGAACGAGCAAGCGAGCUACAAGCGACCGGAGGGAACUAAACAGGGGGAGAAGGGAAGAGCAAGAACAGGACUCCAGAGCGAAAGACACUCGCUGGAGAGGGAGACGCAGGAAGCGAUGAAAGAGAUGUCUGCAAACACCGUGCUGGACAGCCAGCGUCAACAAAAGCAUUAUGGAAUUACCUCUCCAAUUAGUUUGGCAUGUCCUAAAGAAAUUGAUCAUAUUUACACACAGAAAUUAAUUGAUGCCAUGAAACCAUUUGGAGUGUUUGAAGAUGAGGAAGAAUUGAACCACAGGCUGGUGGUUCUUGGUAAAUUGAACAAUUUAGUAAAAGAAUGGAUUUCUGAUGUCAGCGAGAGUAAGAACCUCCCACCUUCUGUUGUGGCUACUGUUGGUGGUAAAAUUUUCACAUUUGGAUCCUAUAGACUUGGAGUACACACCAAAGGAGCUGACAUUGAUGCACUUUGUGUAGCUCCAAGACACGUGGAGAGAUCUGAUUUUUUUCAAUCUUUUUUUGAAAAAUUGAAACAUCAAGAUGGCAUUAGAAACUUAAGAGCUGUAGAAGAUGCCUUUGUACCUGUUAUAAAAUUUGAAUUUGAUGGUAUUGAAAUUGAUCUAGUCUUUGCAAGACUGGCAAUACAAACCAUAUCAGAUAAUUUAGAUCUAAGAGAUGACUCUCGCCUAAGAAGCCUUGAUAUAAGGUGUAUUCGCAGCUUAAAUGGAUGUAGAGUUACUGAUGAAAUUUUGCAUUUAGUGCCAAAUAAAGAAACUUUUAGACUCACCCUAAGAGCUGUCAAAUUAUGGGCAAAACGACGUGGUAUUUAUUCCAACAUGCUAGGAUUCCUUGGUGGUGUCUCCUGGGCAAUGCUAGUUGCAAGAACUUGCCAAUUAUAUCCAAAUGCAGCAGCAUCUACUUUAGUUCAUAAGUUCUUUUUAGUUUUUUCCAAGUGGGAAUGGCCAAAUCCUGUGCUGCUGAAGCAACCAGAAGAAAGCAAUUUGAAUUUGCCUGUCUGGGAUCCUCGGGUAAAUCCAUCAGAUAGGUAUCAUCUCAUGCCCAUAAUCACCCCUGCCUACCCACAACAGAAUUCUACGUAUAAUGUGUCCACAUCAACUCGAACAGUAAUGGUAGAAGAAUUUAAACAAGGUCUCGCAGUCACAGAUGAAAUUCUUCAAGGAAAAUCAGAUUGGUCCAAACUACUUGAGCCACCAAAUUUCUUUCAAAAGUAUAGACAUUAUAUAGUAUUGACUGCCAGCGCAUCAACAGAAGAAAACCAUCUAGAGUGGGUUGGAUUAGUAGAAUCUAAAAUACGUGUUCUUGUUGGAAACUUGGAACGGAAUGAAUUUAUUACUCUUGCCCAUGUGAAUCCCCAGUCAUUCCCAGGGAGUAAGGAACAUCAUAAAGACAACAAUUACGUAUCAAUGUGGUUCCUUGGGAUAAUUUUUCGGAGAGUAGAAAAUGCAGAAAGUGUCAACAUAGACUUGACAUAUGAUAUACAGUCAUUUACUGAUACAGUGUACAGACAGGCAAACAAUAUAAAUAUGCUAAAGGAGGGAAUGAAAAUUGAAGCAACUCAUGUAAAGAAAAAACAACUUCAUCACUACCUUCCUGCAGAAAUUCUUCAAAAGAAGAAAAAGCAAAGUCUCUCUGAUGUCAGUCGAAGCUUGGGCGGACUUCAAUCCAAAAGAUCGUCUCUGGAUAGCAGUUGUCUAGAUAGCUCCAGAGACACUGAUAAUGGAACACCUUUUAAUUCUCCAGCAUCCAAGUCUGAUAGCCCUUCUUUAGGAGAAACGGAAAGGAAUAGUGCUGAGCCUACUGCUGUAAUUGUGGAGAAGCCACUGAGUGUACCACCAGCCCAAGGACUCUCCAUUCCAGUCAUUGGUGCAAAAAUUGACUCUACAGUAAAAGCUGUGUCACCCCCUGCUGUGUGUACCAUUCCUACCGUAGUAGGGCGAAAUGUCAUUCCUAGAAUCACAACACCCCACAACCCUGCCCAGGGACAGCCACAUCUGAAUGGAAUGUCAAAUAUAACUAAGACUGUUACACCCAAAAGAUCCCAUUCCCCAUCCAUAGAUGGGACUUCUAAGAGGCUGAAAGACAUAGAAAAGUUUAUUCGACUUGAAUCAACAUUUAAGGACCCUCGCACAGCUGAAGAAAGAAAAAGAAAAUCGGUGGAUGCCAUUGGAGGAGAAUCUAUGCCUAUUCCUACUAUUGACACAUCUCGCAAAAAGAGACUACCCAGUAAAGAACUACCAGAUUCAUCAUCUCCAGUUCCAGCAAAUAACAUCCGUGUCAUCAAAAAUUCCAUUCGACUGACUCUUAAUCGGUAAAAGCAGUGCCUCCUCUCUUAAGAGAACAAGCAAUCAUUUAGUGGCAUAGAAGAUGCAGUCACUGUUUUUUCAAAUAGAAGUGGCUGUCAUACAUGAAAUAUGGUGAAAGUUACAGCCUUCAGCCUCAUUAACCUUGAGGUGAUUUCUGAACUGUCACACUUUGACCUGCAGAUGCUGUAGCAUUAUCUUACUGAUUGCUACAUACACUUCUCUGAGGAUCACCUGCUGUCAAAUUGCAAUCUACAGUAUUACAGCUUUGCAUUUGGGGGUUUUACUGCCUUAACUUUCAACGCUUGUUAUGGGAACCAGUUCUUGGCCACUUGGACACUGACAAGUCCUGAACUCCUUUGUGUGUGUGUGUGUGUUUUGGGUUUUUUUUUUUGUCUUAUGUUGUAAUCAUUGUAUAGACCUAAAAAAACAGCUGAAAACAAAAAAAUUGUCUUGUAUUUUCCAAAUGUUAACACAUUUACUUUAGCAUUGAAGCCACUUUGUGAAACCUGAGAUAAAUGAAUGUGAGGUAUCUUUUCUGCUUUCCUCAUUUGUUUAGAUGUACUGUCUGUUCUAUUGAUUUAAAUUAUUUUUUUCCAGAUUGGCACAUGAAAUAUUUAAACUUUUUUGUGUGCCUUUCUGUCCAAAUGUUGCUUAGCUACCAGGGAAGAUUAGUCCAGUGAUUACAUAAGAGUUGGGCACCAUAAAUUCUCUAUCUUUUGCCUCCCGUGGAGGCCUUUGAAAUGCAUCUUUAUUAAAAAUCAAAAUAUAACCAGGAUACUGAAAGUCAGUAUAUGAAUGGUAAAAUUGUUACAUAUCCUAUUUCAUGCCAUUCUUGUUAGUUGACUGGUAUUUUUUACUGAGAAUCAACUCAUUCCAGCAUCAACAAUAAGAUACCUUUAAGUAUGGCAAACUUGUAUUUUUGAGGUGUAAAAUUAACUUGGCAUGAUAAUUCUUGACCAUAUUUACCCCACAACUUCAAAUAAUUUCUUCAUGGACUAGGCAUGCAGAAAUAAGCAGUGGAUUUUAUUGAAACCUUAAAGGCAUUUUGAAUGACAUUGUUACCAACCAUUAAUUGGCUCAGGACCUUUGUAAUUUUUAUUUAACUGUAUGAGUUGUCUUUUUUUACGCUGCUUUUUUCAAUGCAUUUCUUAAUAUUUUUUAAGUUUCAUGAAUGCAUGCUCAGUUUAUUAAAAUCCAUAACCAUGUAAUUCUUGUAAUAUGUUGAUUCAGUGUUUUGUAAAUGAAGUCGUAUGUAUUUUCAGAGUAUUUUUGUAUGUACUGUAAGAUACCAUCUUUUCAAAGAGAAACCUUUAAAACCUUUA
Molecule: messenger RNA, 3765 nt
Organism: Callithrix jacchus (white-tufted-ear marmoset)
Lineage: Eukaryota; Metazoa; Chordata; Mammalia; Primates; Cebidae
Gene: PAPOLG
Product: poly(A) polymerase gamma
Biological process (GO): RNA 3'-end processing
Cellular component (GO): nucleus
Molecular function (GO): poly(A) RNA polymerase activity; RNA binding
Source: RefSeq, a predicted model, not a curated record